CGUCCACGCGUGUGCGAUGUGCGUCCGUUGCGGAAAUGAGCGCGGCCUCUCAUUUUUGAAGUUUGAAGGAGAGAGAGGGGAACCUCCCGAGUUGUUGUUAUUGCAUCUCUGUGCCCGGGAAACCAAUAAGCUCAUCUAGAUCUAUAUCUUGAUAGCUUUAGUUAUUAGCUAGGUUGCCAGUUGCGGAUAGAGAGAAGGGAGAUUGAUCUUAUUAUCCACACGAGGAAGGGGCGUCUUCCUCAGUUCUUUUUUCGAGUUCUGGUUUGGUGGGGGUAGCAUACCGGUAGCACAUCAUCAUGUCAACAACAGUGGAUGAAUUUGGACGUGUGAUUCCGGCCAAUGCGCCAUUGUCAUCGUCUCGAGAACGGGGUGCUCCUCGUCGUGAACGAUCUCAGUCUCCACCUGCACGGUACAACAGUGGAGGACGAGGACGAGGGCGGAGUCGGUCCAACAAGUAUCAUCGCAGCAGCAGCGACCGAGAUCAUGAUCGACACCACCAUCGACGAGACAGCCGAGAAGACCGACGAGAGUGGCGCAAACGGCCUCGUUCUCCCAGCUCAGGUCCUUCGCAGCAUUCGGAUCAUGGCUCUUCCUCUACUAGCAGAGCUUCUUCGCGACAUCGACAUCCCUCCUUUCGCUAUGUCCAGGAGCACAUGGUCUGCGAAUACGUCUGGAAAACCAAAAAUAAGGAUAAAGAUGACAACAACAACAAUAAAAAGGGGGAAGAGGACAAUGACAACAACAGCAAUAGCAACAACAAUAAUAAUACCACGGAAGAGGGCAAAGAAUCCUAUGACGAAUAUCGAAAGCGCUAUUGCUUGAAUUAUGUGCGCUCCUUCUUCAAUACCCACAUGGACGACGCAUGGUUCCGCAAUCGAUACUCUCCACUGGGAAGAAAGCGAGCUGUUCAAGCCGAACGUGGCCGUGCCAAGCAGGAAGCACAAGUCUUUUGCUCCCAAGUGGAAUCCUCGGUCCAAGAAGAAACGGCUGAAGAGCGCUGUUCCUUUGUCAAGAAUGCUCGUCUGGGAGGAGGCGUCAAAAAGUUAAAUUCGGAACCGCCCAUGCCCAAAUCCCACAAUAUCUCGCUGGCCAAUCCAGAAAAUAUCCUGCACAUCACCGAUAUCCCUCCGCAUGUCACGGACGAACAAUUGACCCUGGCACUCAUGGAUCACUGCAUGAUACCUGCCGAUGAUCAAGCACAAGGAUCCCCGGUGGACGCCUCUGAGGGCGGCUUCAAAUUGGUGUCGGCAUCGGUCAGUGCCGACAAGAAUCCCAAGCAACCACUCUGGAGAGAUGCUUACUUCAUCUGCAGUGCCACGGUCAAACAGGAUAUUGUCACACAUUUGGCCAAGGCCGAAGCAGAUCAAGACUCGAAUCCCACGGAAAAGAAUAGCGAGAGCAACAACAACAACAAUAAUACAACCACCAAAUCCGAGGAAGCUGCCGUCGUGGUACCCCGUAAACGGGAUGAUAAGGACGACAAGGCACGUUCCACGCUGCCAUUGGAUGUCGAGUGCUCCGAUCCUUACGGGCGUCUCGAAGUCGAUGCCGACGGCAAGGGCGGAGCACCCGACGAUGGCAUUGCCGUCCCACCACGAAAAUCCACCGUCUGGGUCCAUUCGCAGUACAAGGCACCACCUGUACUCGUCUUGUCGGCGGCCGUGUCCAGCAAGGAACGCUUUGGAAGAGACAAGGAAGCCGCCAUUAUGAUGGCAAGAGCCUUGGAUGUCGCCAAGGAUAUCCCCUCGGAACAUCGAUUGGAUGAAGUAUUGGAUCGACUCUUUGGAGAAAACCGCAACGCGGAAGAUGAUCCCACUCUUGCGGAAGACACGCUCGAUGUCACUAUUGCCUACCUACGGCGCGUCCACCUAUUUUCGUUUUACAAUGGAUGUACGUUUGCCGCCAAUCUGGCGGAUGUCUUGUCGGGACGACACCCCGCUGGUUCAGUGCAUCUGCGAUUGCACAAUGCCGAAGAAAUCUUGGCAGAAGACACUCCCGUACUGAACGCCCCAAAGGAUCUUUUGGUGAGCCGACUGGAUGAUAGUAUUGCCAAAGCCUUGGAGGAAACCAACGAAUGGAUCCAAAGCGGGGGUGGAACCAUUGUCAACGAACGAGUGGACGAAGAGGCCGCCGAACUGGAGCAAGCCGAAGAGGAGUAUUUAGACAAAUGGUUGGAGAAUCAUGCCAUUAUCGAUGACGAUGGUCGAGCCAGAUGCUCGUUUCAUUUUUGCCACAAGCUGUUCAAAGACAAGAACUUUUUGCGAAAGCAUUUGCAAAAGAAACACAAGGAGUUUCUUCGCGCAGAGCAGGCACAGUUGCAUGACGAGUACAUGAUGAGAGCCUGGGACGAGGAGGAUCAACGACCGGUGCCAUCCGUUCUUGUGGAUUGCGGAGCCAUUUUCGAUUUGGUCCCUAGUGCCGUUGUGGGUGCCGAACCAACCGCCGUAGACCCAGAGCCCGAGAUGUGGCGAAAGGAAGAGGAACGGCGAAAACGUGAGGAUGAGAUGCAGAAAGAACGCGAGGAACGGCAACGACAGCGAGCGGAAGCGGAAAAAGAACGCCGCAAUCAGCCACAACAAAGCAGUCCUCCCGGGGUCGACGAACGCAGAAACAGCAAUUUUAAGAAACCCGAGAAGAACUUUGUGGACGUGGAUGACAUGAAAGAAGAAAAAGUGGAAAUGUCCUUUGACAACGUUGACGUGCCUGUCCAGCCUCCCAAGAAGAAAAAGAAGAAGAAAAAACUGUUGUAAGAGCCUUGUCUGGGGACAAGUUGAUUGUGGGAGAGAGUAUGUUGUGAAUAGUAAUUUAAUGGCACAGUGUGGUUUUCGUCGGCUAUUGGCUCUACUCGUAUUGGAGUAUUGGUACUGGUACCGGUACCUCCUGCUCCACGGUGCACGAGUUGUUCGUCAGGUUCAACGGACCAUCAAAAUAAUGGUUUUAAAAACUAUCUUAUGAAGAGGAUUGCAUACAACAACUCUUCUAAAGUUGCUCUUUUGUCAA
This is a messenger RNA of Seminavis robusta, 3000 nucleotides long. NCBI's taxonomy places the organism in Eukaryota, Bacillariophyta, Bacillariophyceae, Naviculales, Naviculaceae. The record is from the annotation of a GenBank genome assembly.